AUGUCUGAGGAUUGGGAUUCCGCCACCAAGAUCGGUAGCCGCGUCCGCGGCCCUGGUGCUUCCGCUCGCGAGACUGUCGUCCGUGGCAACGCUGCCCUCAACGCUGCCCAGCGAUCUGGCGCCGCCAUCAGCACCGAGAAGAAGUAUUCUUCCGCCAACUCGGUUGGCGGCGGCGAAGGCCAGCGACUCACCAAGGUCGACCGCUCCGAUGACAUUGUCAAGCCGAACACCAUUGGCAAGGCCGUCGGCGACGUCAUCUCCCAAACCCGCCAGAAGAUGGAGCCCAAGAUGACCCAAAAGGACCUCGCCACCAAGUGCAACACCACCCAGACCAUUGUCGCCGACUUUGAGCGCGGCACUGCCGCCCCCGACCAAAAGGUUCUCGCCAACAUGGAGCGUAUCCUCAACGUCAAGCUGCGUGGCAGCGACAUUGGCGCUCCCAAGUUUGCCAAGAAGAAAUAA
Akanthomyces muscarius is the source of this 462-nucleotide messenger RNA. RefSeq lists its product as uncharacterized. Lineage: Eukaryota; Fungi; Ascomycota; Sordariomycetes; Hypocreales; Cordycipitaceae. Gene Ontology annotation, molecular function: DNA binding. The record is from RefSeq and is a predicted model, not a curated record. Gene Ontology annotation, cellular component: nucleus. The coding region runs from base 1 to 462 and encodes 153 amino acids. The transcript is spliced from 2 exons.